This is a messenger RNA of Ipomoea nil (Japanese morning glory), 1245 nucleotides long. RefSeq names its product protein FAR1-RELATED SEQUENCE 1-like. Lineage: Eukaryota; Viridiplantae; Streptophyta; Magnoliopsida; Solanales; Convolvulaceae. Bases 1 to 1245 code for a protein of 414 amino acids. The transcript is spliced from 4 exons. Gene Ontology annotation, biological process: regulation of DNA-templated transcription. The record is from RefSeq and is a predicted model, not a curated record. Gene Ontology annotation, molecular function: zinc ion binding.
AUGGAUAAUAUCAAUGAUUCAAACAACACAAUUGAUGCGAUUGAAUUAGAUGAUGAUAUUACAGAAGAUGUGAAUGCUUUGAUUCAUGUUGAUCCUAUUUCUCCCAUUGAUGUUGAAUCAAUUCCAGUUGAUGGCACUUCGGGGGGUGCAGCAGAUGAGAGUUCACCAAUUGGAGUUCAAGCUAGUUCUUCUAAUGCUAUGGAUGAGAGUUCUUCAAUUCCAGUCACACUCAGAUUUGUUGUUUUCAGGUUGGUGACGGACUAUAAUUGUCAUAAAAAUGUUUGGUUAAACAAAUUGUAUGAUAUUAGGGAGAAGUGGUGCCCUGCUUUUAAUAAAGAUUACUUCUCUGGAGGUAUCUUAUCUUUCCAACGGAGUGAGACUACAAAUCAUUCAAUUUCAAGAAGGUUAUCUAAAACAUCUGGGUUGUCUGAUUUUUACAACUCUUUUGUUAAUGUGGUUUCUGAGUGGAGGAGCAAAGAGAAUGGGGAAGAUGUGAAUUGUUCUCAAGGGUUGCCUACAAUGGCAUUGGAUCAUGUAAAACUUGUUUUACAUGCUAGGAAUGUAUACACUAUUGAGGCUUACUACUUGUUUGAACAACAAUUUUUGAAAGGUGCUGCUUGUCAUCAAGAGAGUGUAGUGAGCAAUGUUGAUAAGUUUAAAUAUCACAUUUGGCGGCUGGAUAUUGACAUUAUUCGGCAUGAGGUUUGUUUCAAUAUUAAGGAUAUGAACAUAUGUUGUACUUGCAAGUUUUUCUCCGAGAUGGGUAUUCUUUGUUCACAUUGUUUGCGUAUUUUGAACAUUCAUUGUGUUGAAAAAAUUCCUGAGAAAUAUAUUUGUAGAAGGUGGACAAAAAAGGUUGUUGAACACAGGAUUAUGGACAUUGCAUCUUCUUCUAGUAUUUUGACAGUUCCUUCUCCAAUUUGGGUUAUAGAUAUGGGUAGAAAAGGGCAAAGGUUAGUUCUAUCAAGUCAAGACAAUUGCAAAGCUCGACAAGUAUGUGAAAACCUUAUUGAAGAUGGAAGAAGAAAGAUUGAAGGUGAGGGUGGUCCUAUUUGCUUUGAUGAUUUGGAAAGAUCUAUGCAAAGUGGUGGUAUACAAAAUCUAGAACGAAGUGGUGUGAAAGACGACCGUAAUCGAAGGCCAGUUAGUACAGUACAAAAAAAGUAUAAUCAAGCAAGUGGCCGAAAAAAUUAUGCAAAAAGAGUUGAAUCUAACACAAAGGCUGCCGUCCAAUCUUCUAUGUAG